Molecule: messenger RNA, 863 nt
Organism: Oppiella nova
Lineage: Eukaryota; Metazoa; Arthropoda; Arachnida; Sarcoptiformes; Oppiidae
Source: the annotation of a GenBank genome assembly
CAGAGUGUCACAUGAUUUGCCAUUUAAUACGUCUUCGAUUCCAUCUUUGAUUCCAUUUUUGUUUUCCUUUCAAACGAACCAAACAUUCGCUGAAGACCUCGAAGAAUGUCUUCGACGUCGUCUCACAACUCGUCGGACACGCCGUCCGACCCGAAGCCAUCCACUUCUGGCAACACAGCGGACAACGCGAGUGACGCCAACUUCGAGUGCAACAUCUGCUUGGAUACGGCCAAAGACGCGGUCGUCAGUCUCUGCGGACACCUCUUCUGCUGGCCGUGUCUUCACCAGUGGCUGGAAACGAAACCUUCGCGACAGACGUGUCCCGUCUGUAAGGCCGCCAUCAGUCGCGAUAAAGUGAUCCCUUUGUACGGCAGGGGAAGCGCCAAAAAGGACCCGCGCGACCAACGCCUCCCACCGCGACCUCAGGGCCAGCGAACGGAACCCGAAUACAACGCCCAAACAUUCCCGAACUUCGGCUUCGGCGACGGCGGGUUCCACAUGUCCUUCGGAAUCGGCGCCUUCCCCUUCGGCUUCUUCGCGUCGACUUUCAACUUCGGCGACGGCAGACCCGCGCCCUCUCCGCACAGCCCGGACUUCGCUGAGGACCAGUUCCUCUCCAAAGUGUUCCUUUGGUCGGCCCAUAAGACGUUCCGAAUCAAACGCAAGCUCGCGAAGAAGCAAAGACAGAACCGACCCGUCCCUCAAUGGAUCCGUAUGAAGACCGGGAACUCCAUUCGAUACAACGCCAAAAGGAGACACUGGCGAAGAACCAAACUCAAGCUCUAAAUCUAUUAUUGUCGCCAUUUUGUCAACUAUUCUGAUGUCGAAGAGAAUGUGAAAUAAAAAUCAUUUGAUUUCCAAAA